AUGUGGCUUAGCUUCAAGUUCCCCAUUACCAAGUUCACUCACAGCUCUAAGUUCAAAUUCAAGUUUGCUUCAACUGCUGCACUUGUACACUUCAACGAUUCACACACCGAUUUCAGCGAAAGUGAGGAUUCUUCUUCGUCAUCAUCUUCUUCUUAUUGUAGCAGCAAUAACAUCACCAACGACAACAUAAAAGAAAAAAGUUUUCCCAUUGUGAAAAGUUUGCAGAACGAUCCUUCUCUUGCUUUUUCAUUCUUCACUCAACUGAAGCAACAACAAUUUGUGGGGUUCCUUGAGAACAUUUCAACCUAUGCAGCAAUCAUCAGGAUUUUCUGCUACUGGGACUUGAAUAGAAGGAUGGAUUCCGUGUUCCUUGAUCUUAUUGCACUGUCUAAACAGCACCCUUCAUUUGAAAUCCAUGACUUGUUUGAGUUACUAUUGGAUGAUGGUGGUGUUAAUGGUGGGAAUCACAAUUACAUGCUUAGAGCGAUUGAUGCGUAUGUUAAAGCUUGUACUGUUCUUAAAAUGUUUGACGAGGCCAUUGAUUUCUUGUUCCGAACUAGGAGGCGCAGUGUUGUGCCGAAUAUCCUUAUUUGUAACUUUCUUAUAAAUAGGAUGGUUGAGAAUGGUAAGAUUGAUAUGGCGUUGUGUCCUAACCAUUACACUUAUGCUAUUGUGAUAAAGGCAUUCUUUAAGAAGUGUAAACUGAAAGAGGCACGUUAUGUGUUCAAGGAGAUGAAAGAACGCGGGGUAAGGCCUCAUUCGUAUUGUUACACGGCUUAUAUUGAGGGGCUUUGCAACAAUAUGAGGUCCGAUGAGGGAUAUAAAGCCCUCCAAGAAUGUAGAUGGGAGAAUGUCCCUGUAGACCUUUAUGCUUAUAUAGUCGUUGUCCGGGGAUUUUGCCGUGAGAAGAAGUUUGAUGAAGCCGAGAUAGUGUUUUUAGAUAUGGAAGAGAAAGGGCUGGUUUGUCAGGAUGUUUAUUCAGCAUUGAUCUUUGGGUACUGUAAAAGUCAUAAUCUGACAAAAGCUUUAGCCCUAUAUGAAGACAUGCUUUCAAGAGGUAUAAAAACGAAUUGUGUGAUUGUUAGCUACAUCCUUCAGUGCAGGAUUGAGCUGGGCCGUACUAUGGAGGUGGUUAAGAUGUUCAAAGAAUUGAAGGAAUUAGAUAUGUUUCUUGAUGAGGUGGCCUACAACAUUGUAUUCAGCGCUUUGUGUAAGCAGGGGAAUGUGGACGAUGCAGUGGACAUGGUGAAAGACAUGAAAGCUAAGCGUAUGGUUUUAGAUAUUAAGCACUAUACAACCCUUAUAAAUGGAUACUUCCUUGGGGGUCAACUUGAUAAUGCCUAUGCUAUGAUCAAAGAAAUGAAAGAGAAAGGUUUGAAGCCUGAUCUUGUCACAUAUAACGUAAUUGCCUCUGGUUUGUCUAGAAAUGGCUGGACUCAUGGUGCAAUUUUGUACUAUUUGGAGACUCAAGGUGUGAAGCCAAACUCCAUUACACACAAGAUGAUUGAUGGUUUUAGUGGCUAA
This is a messenger RNA of Arachis stenosperma, 1524 nucleotides long. RefSeq names its product pentatricopeptide repeat-containing protein At2g26790, mitochondrial-like. Lineage: Eukaryota; Viridiplantae; Streptophyta; Magnoliopsida; Fabales; Fabaceae. The record is from RefSeq and is a predicted model, not a curated record. The coding region runs from base 1 to 1524 and encodes 507 amino acids. The transcript has 2 exons. Gene Ontology annotation, molecular function: protein binding.